Messenger RNA from Pogonomyrmex barbatus (red harvester ant), 735 nucleotides. It is a transcript of the gene Trmt112, whose product is annotated as tRNA methyltransferase subunit 11-2. The record is from RefSeq and is a predicted model, not a curated record. Gene Ontology annotation, biological process: tRNA methylation; peptidyl-glutamine methylation; rRNA (guanine-N7)-methylation. Gene Ontology annotation, molecular function: protein heterodimerization activity. Lineage: Eukaryota; Metazoa; Arthropoda; Insecta; Hymenoptera; Formicidae.
UGGCAAGUCUCUACUCUUAUAGAUCAGACUCUUAAUAUAGAGACUCUUGCUCGUAUUGAAUAUACAAGAGCGCAUUCAGAAUAACAUCUGAGUGUUAUACCCAGAUAUCAUUUUAUCUUUAUUUAACAUUAGAUAAAAACAAGGCUAAAAUAAUAUAUUCAGCGUUUCUAAACUCAGUCCUGUGGUUAUACUAUUCUUAUUGUACUAUUCAGACCUCUUUGCGUCGGGAUUGCUGAUCUAUCUUGAUUUAUUUAUUAUUAUGUCUAAGAAAUAGCUAUAUACAUUUGCAUCUCUGUGUUAUAAAAAAAAGUAUAGAAUACGUAAUUUGUUGUCAAUUUCUUAUUGGAAAAUAUGAAACUUCUCACGCAUAAUAUGUUGACAUCUAGAGCCAUGAAAGGCGUAACUGAGGGUUAUCCUCUCAAAAUUGUUGCCCGAGACAUCAGAGUAUCUGAAGUGGAUUUUAAUCCAGAAUAUAUUGCUAGGAUAAUUCCAAAACUGGAUUGGACGGUGCUAUGGAAAGCUGCUGAAAGUAUAGGACAUGUUGGUGAAUUACCUCAGAUUCUAAUUGAAGACUUUGAAACAAAUGAAGACUUUCUGAAAAAGGUUCAUCACAUUCUUUUGGAAGUUGAAGUUAUAAAUGGAGAUUUAUUAUGUCCAGAAUCUGGCAGAAAAUUUCCUAUUAACGAUGGCAUCCCAAAUAUGCUUUUAAACGAAGAUGAAAUUUAAAGAACAAAA